AUGUCUGCCCCCGUCGACGCCCCCAAGCCGGUUGAGGUCCCCGAGGUUGGCACUGCUGGCACCGUGGAGCCUGCGCCAGCACCUGUUGUCGCUACCGAGCCUGUUGUCGCAGCGCCAGUAGCAGAGGAGGCGCCAAAGACGGAGGAGGUGCCCAAGACUGAGGGCGAGGCCACGGCCGCAGCGCCAGUUGAGGAGGUCAAGGAGGAGAAGGUGGUUGAGCCCAUCUACAGCGGUGCACUUGGCUACAAGGCGCCCGGUCUGAAGAACGCUUUCCGCUUCGCCAAGAAGUACUUCUGGUUCGGCGAGGAGCCAGUUGCCGCUGACAACCUGAGGGAGUACCUCCGUGGCGAGAAGCCCGAGGUUGCUCACCCAGUUGCCGCGUGGUCCAGCCAGACCGGAAAGGGUCUUCUUUUCUUCGUCAAGCACGCUGACCAGAAGGAGCACCCCGCCGGUGUUCUCAACUUGGCCUAUGCUACUGACCUCGCCAAGGACGGCGCUGUCGCUUUCGCGUUCAAGAUCUCUGGCCACAAGCACACCUUCGAGGCUACCACCGCUGCCGAGCGCGAUGGAUGGUUCGUCGCCGUUGAGAAGGCCAUCACCGAGGCCAAGGCCUCCAAGGACACGAUCGAGUCGAGUGAGGGCUACAAGGAGAACAAGGAGAAGAUUGGCAAGCCCACCGCGCUAGCGGGAGCUACAUCCUCCGCCCCCAAGAAGAGCAUGGACGCUACCCCCAAGCUCGCCGAGGGUGAGACCGCCGCUGCUGGCGAGCCCGUCGCUGCUCGUGCUGGAUCUUCCUCCAGCUCCUCUUCCGACGAGGAGAAGCGCAAGAAGGCGGCUAAGAGCAAGUCUCGCUCGGUUUCGCGUGGCAAGCGCGCCAGCCUCUUCGGCGGCCUGCUCGGAAAGAAGGACAAGGAGCCCAAGGAGGAGACCGACGCCGUCAAGACCGAGCCUGAGGUCAAGACUGAGGAGCCUGCUGCUGUUCCUGCCGUCGUUCCCCACCUUGACGAGAUUCCUGCCACCACUCCCGUCAACGCCAACGAUGUUACUCACCCCGCUGAGACCACAACCGAGCCCACUGCUGCCGUUGUUGCUGCCCCUACUGAGGAGGCUGUCAAGGUCGACGAGACUGCUGCUCCCGUAACCCAGGAGAAGCCCAAGCCCCAGAAGCGCGGCUCCAUCUUCGGAUCUUUCGUCGAGAAGCUCAAGUCUCCUACCACCGAGAAGAAGGAGCACGAGGCUGGUCUCGCCGCCACUCCCGUCAAGGAGAACGAGACCAUUCCCGAGGCCUCCAAGCCUCUCGAAGAGGCCCAGGUCGCCGCACCCGUCGUUCCUGAGACCACCACCACUGCCACUGAGCCAGUGGUCAAGCCUGAGGAGGUUAAGGCUGUCUCCACUCCUUCCAAGGAGAAGGACCACUUCAAGUUCGGAAAGUUCUUUGGCUCCAAGGACCGUGCCAAGUCGCCAGCUCCCGAGCCUAAGGUCGACGCUGCCGCUCCUCAAAUUGCGGACACCACCGCUGAGCCCGUUCAGGCUGUCGAGCCUGUCCCUGUCGCUGAGACCAAGGUCGAGGCUACCCCAGAGACUGAGGCUCCCAAGCAAGACAAGCGCAAGUCGUUCUUCGGCAACCUCGGACGCUCCCUGUCCAAGGCCACCGGUAACAAGGCGCCCAAGGACAAGAAGGAGGCUGUCAGCCCCGCUCCCGUCACCGAGGAGGAGACCGCUGCUCCCGUCGUUGAGGAGAAGAAGGAGGAGACCGCUACCCCGGUUGUUGGUGAUGUUCCCGCUGAGGCCAGCGUGGCCGACGCUUCGAAAAGCGCCAACCCGACUGUCGCUACAACUGCGUAA
Messenger RNA from Alternaria arborescens, 1845 nucleotides. RefSeq lists its product as hypothetical. The coding region runs from base 1 to 1845 and encodes 614 amino acids. The record is from RefSeq and is a predicted model, not a curated record. The transcript is spliced from 4 exons. NCBI's taxonomy places the organism in Eukaryota, Fungi, Ascomycota, Dothideomycetes, Pleosporales, Pleosporaceae.